AUGACGAAACCCAAGCUCGUAUUACGCCGUUCUCCGGAGGAACGCCGUCAGUUGCUAAAAGAGCACGCAUCAUGUAAAAGCAAACGUAUGGGGGAGGCCGUCGGUGGGGCCGCAGCGGAGGUUACGGCGGUCUGUUGCUGUUUCCCCUGUGCGCUUGUCGAUUUCAUGGUUUUGACGAUGUACAAGGUCCCGACGGGUCUGUGCAGGAAUGCUAUUCGCCGGAGGCGCAGCAGAAUGAAUCAUCGCAAUGGCGCUGGUGGCGGUGAGAGAAGGAACAUCGACGAGGAGCUGGCGAUGCAUCCGGCGGUGACUGCGGCGGCGGAGAGGUUCGUUGCGCCGGAGGUGGACAGCGACGUGGCGGCGUUGGAGAAUGAAAUGUGGGAGAAGUUUUACGAGAGUGGGUUUUGGAGAAGUUCUUCAGGGAGAAUGAAGAUGGAUAAUGUAUUCAAUGACGGCAAAAACGCCGUCGUUUGA
Molecule: messenger RNA, 474 nt
Organism: Lactuca virosa
Lineage: Eukaryota; Viridiplantae; Streptophyta; Magnoliopsida; Asterales; Asteraceae
Source: the annotation of a GenBank genome assembly